CUCACCCUCACUCUUCCAGCAGCUGCUUGUUUGUAGGGAGACCUCAGGCCAGUCCAUUACGGACUGCUGCGGGGUGACACAGCUCAAGGAACAACAUUUAUGAUCAUUACUUUAUCAUUUUCUUGAUGUAAUAAUCACCAUAUUAAUCAUUUUGCACUGCAGACGUGGUAGUUCUUCUGUCUUAGCGUCUCGGUCUGAUUGCAUUUCCGUGAAGAAUUGAUCAUAAAUGUUCUUUCUUGAGCUGUGUCACCCCACAGCAGUCCGUAAUGGACUGGCCCGAGGUCUUGCUACAAACAAGCGGCUGCUGGAAGAGAGAAGGUGAGUUGUGUUUAGUCUCUUUGUUAAAGAAAUCAGGCAAAGCUAAAAAGAUGUUUGGUGGCUAGUGCUAUGGCUAAGACCCUAUAUGUACUGUUGAUGAAGUUAGGUGCUGUUCUGAGUAUUAUUUGUGGCUUUAGAGUGGCAUUUUGGUUGAGGUUUGUGUCUGGCUCUUCAGACCGCUGUGUAUUGCUAUCCUGUGGUCGUUACUAAAGUUGGUAUAACUAGAGAAGCAAGCGGUCGGCAACAUUCAUCUCUCAAGGGGAUGUCUAACUCAGUGUUACGGUGUGUUUGACCCAUAGACUGUAUAUAGAAUGAACGCCAUCUGCCUCCUCCCCGGGUGAAGCCACUCCGAGAACAGCACCCUCUGGUGAUGGGCUGCAGUAUAGGUCAUAAAUCCCGCCUCUUUAGAAAUUAAUUACACAGAACAUAUUGUGAUGUUGACAUGCUUGUGAUGUUGACAUGUAGUUACAGUGCUCAAGUCCCCUUUUUCUGUGAAGCUCUGUUUUUAAACAUUAUUAGGGGGUUCAUGUUUCUUUGAUUGACACCUGAUACAGCCUAUUGUCGUUCAGGGAUUGCGUAGCUCACCCGGGGAAUACGCUGUUUGUGCCAAGCGUCAUCACAGCGCAGCAACUCUCCCGCCAAAAGCGCACAACGCUACUGCGCAGUGCUGAUUUCAGGAAAAAAGGAAAAAUCCCGCAAAUACCAAGAGCUUUUUGGCCUCAAAUCCGUAUACAGGCGGGAGACGGAACCAAGUUGUCCAUAGUGUAUACAGUCCAUAUUUUGACUCUAAAUUAAUUUUUAGCUGGAAUAUCCCUUUAAGUGUUUUCUCUUUCACUCUCCAUCUCUUUCAUAUUUAUUCAUUCACUCAUUCAUUUCUACAUCAAAAUACAAAUAUUUGAAAGUAUUUUUUUUUGUUUUGGGUUAAUUUUGCUGAGAAAAACUCGCGGCAGAGCUGCACUUUUGGUUAUUGUGUACAAGUUAGGACCUUGUAGAUUAAAAUGUCUUAUGCAAAAAAUUUAUUACACAAACUUCCCACAAGUUGAUUUGUUGAGCUAACUUCAAAGUUCAGUCUUUCCACUGAGUACAGAGUGGCUGCAGGUGGACACUGUUGUAGACAUCUCAAUCCACCAUCUCUCUGGGAAAAGUAAGGGUAGAGCGUCGCACGAUAAUGACGUCCUCAGCUGGUGACGUGUCAGUUUGUUUACAGCCGCAGCCGCACAGACAGACAUGGCUGUGGAUAUAACUUUACUUUUUAAAGCCAGUGUUAAGACUGUCAAAACUAGGAACAAGGCGAUCGGGAUAGGCUUUGACUCUACAAAGGAUGAAAUCUUCAAGAGGAGCAGACCGAAGAGUGGUUUCUCUCCGAAGGCGAAAGAAGUGGUGAGUGUUUCAACAAGCUAACUUUAGUCAACGGAGCUAGCACGGACACGGACUGACUUCAUCUGAAAUCAUGUCUGUUUGUGUAAUUUAUCUAUUUUUUUUUUUCGACUUUAGAAUUCACAGUAAGCAUAACACAUGUGUACAGAAGGUCAGACAGUUCUCCUAGUUUUGGUGUUGUCAAAAUGAAGCUCAUAACUUAAGUACAGUGUGUACCUAAAGUGCAAAAUCAGUGAAGUCUUGUUAAUUUCAUUAUAUUAUCAAGAAAGGUUGAAUUUGGCCUCAACUAUCACAACCCAUACAUCACUCAUGAAAACAUUAAUGUUCUGCUGAAUGAUAAUUAAACUGCUUUAGAUAGAUAAAAUCACAAGCAACAUAUGUGAAUCAUUCUGAGGGAAAAUCUGUCAAAGGAAAAUAAUUCAUCUGCACAUUGAUAAUUCAUCGCCAUCAAGACUGUGUCAAGAGUGUACCUUCGCCUUUUUGUUUCCUACAUCCCUUUUAAACACUAAUAUCUUGGAGGAACAGCUGUCAUAAAUACAAAUGAUAUGGUAUAAUAUAUCUGGAGGUCAUUGAAUGCUGUCAUCUUAUACCAGGAUAAUAAUAAUAAUUACAAUAAUUAUACCCUUUUUUUGCAGUGCCCUUUACACCAAGAGCCCUCAAAGUACUACAUCUUAAAAGCAAAGAAACAUCACAGUAAAGAAAUAUAAAAACAGGUUAUUGGUUAAAAAGCAAGAGAAACAUCUUAUUAAAAGAGUAAAAGCAAGAUAAGUGGGUCUUCCAAACAUUUUAAUAGUCUUGCGGUUGUUGCAUGUGUCAGCUGUACUAUAUCAUACUCAUUUCAUCUUUUCGCUAUGUGCUAUAUUAGCAGGCUAUUAUUUAGGUAUUUCAGCAGCAUCAUAUUUCAGUCAUUGAGUUAAGACAGUUACUAUGAAAAAAUUCCAUUGUAGGGAUGUGCAGGGUUUCUUAUCAACAAAGUUAUCGAUGAGUUCAGUUUGUUCCACAAAGGUUAUCAAAGUCCAAAUAAAUGCAUACAUAUAUAAAUUUCUCUCUCUCUCUCUCUCUCUCUCUUUAUAUAUAUAUAUAUAUAUAUAUGUGAUAUAUGUGUGUGUGUGUGUGUGUGUGUGUGUGUUGUUCGAACAGAUGUUAAAUCUUGUUGAGCUUUGUGUUUUUAAGAAUCUACUUCAUAGUCCCAAUAUAGAGUUAUUAAUGUGGUAUGCAAUAUUGUAUAUACAGUACAAGAGCAGUUUUAAGGGAGUACUUAAAAGUACAUAAGAAAUAAUAUACAAUUGUUUGAUGUUUCAGAAUGCAUUUUUAUCCAAAUGAAAAAUACGCUAUCUUUACAAAGAUCCACUACCUUCACAAAAGUAAUCUUUUAUAAGCCUUUCACUGCAUCCUUCUUGUCAGAGAGGCUCCAACUAUUUGACUACUUUUACUGCGCUGUGUGUGUUUAGUAGCUUAUCAUAAUGGCAUAAAUUACUCUUGACAAAUAUGGCAUGGACCUUGGGAACAUUAUUUUUUUCAGUCAUACAUGUAUGGUGGUGUAUGCGGUGUGCUUCAUGUAGACAUGAUGCUAGUCACUCUGCUCUUUCCCCUGCUAGCCUGCUUUGUUACACCCUAUCUUAACCAUUGUGUUCCUGCAAAAGCAUAUCAUUGCUGCCAAUAAUAAUGAUGAGGUAUUUUGAGUACUCUCCUAUUUAAGAUCCGAAAACUACAACAAUUUAACUGAAGUCAGCCUACUCCUGAAGAUAAAUCACAAGUAAAUUGUCAUCUACUGUACAUAAGAAGAAACAAAGAUUGCUGAAAUAACAUAGCGCACAGAGAAAUGCUACUAUUUUUACUUGAACCUAGGUCAGACUGCAGAAAUGUUCAGACCCAGCCCAGUGUGGGAAGUUCAGAAUAACCAACUGCUCUGCUUAAAGGUGGAAGGACAAAAGCUUAGUUGUUUGAGAGGGGAAAAUAAAUUACUUUGGGUCAACUUGCCAGACUCUGUAUGUUCAAGCCCAGAGUAUUUUUUUGCCAGCUGUCAGAUCCGAAUGCCACUUUCCCCAAAACGCUGACAGGUCUUGAAUCAGAGCUUUGAACUGACCUAGAAAAUUACCUGAUGUGAUUAGGAUUUCAAGCUGCCAAACUAAUUAGAACAGGCAUUCAGUCAGCUGUGUUAUAAUCCUUUUUGUUAGUGAGAAAAUGUAGAUUUCAGAGCCUCUGUUGAAAGGCAUAGUUCACUGUAUCCUACCCUUGAUUUAGUUUUAGGAAAUUUCACAUCGCCCUAAAAGUAUCAAUGAACAAAAGAUGGCUUUGAAUCUCCCAUCAUGCAACACUAGCCUUAAUUUUUUCAUGUAUCCUUGAAAAACAAAAAAACAUCUGCAUUUGUUCCUCUGAUGUUGUACUGAGGCAUCUUUAAUGGUUGGCAGCAGAAGAAGGUAAUAUGCAACUAAAAGGUUUCACUCCAUUUCUUAAUUGUCGCUUCUCCAGGCAGAAGUCUGUUAGUUGACAUGAAUAUCAUGAGCAAAAGCCUCUUCAAAGGCACCUUGAAGAACCACUUUAUGCCUCCCUCAGGGAGUCAGGACUUUAAGUUGUACCUGAUGUCUCCAACCAUCAGUCUGAGCCCGGUCCCAGCAGCUCCAGACAACCAGGUUUUUGUUAUGUUCUGUUACAUUCAUAUUAGAAAUGGUGGUUUAAUAAAAGCAGUGGUGCUGAUUCAAAGAAACCCAAACCUAUCCUGUGGUGCCUGCCCUCUGCUCUCCUCUCCCCUACUGCUGUCUCCCUGGCUCUGUAGAUAUAAUCUCAAAGUGUCUCGGUGAAGCAGCUUUUGUAGAAAUUGAAAUUGCGAGUUUGGAAUGUCCUGAGUGCUUACAGUUAUGUUGCGGUUUUCACCCACAACUCAGCCCACCAUUCUUCUCUGUGCAGCCUUAUACAUACAGCAUUUUUUUAUACAAGACCCCCUUCACAUGUAUGAUUCCAUAAACAUGCUGCAAUAACAUUUUCUUUCAGCUCUCGAACAAUUUCUCGGGGAAAGCCGAUCCUCCCAAGAGCCAGUGAUUAAAGGUGGAAGAUCAAAACAGAGAAAAUAUUAAAUUAGGUCCCCAGUAACAAUGUUGACGGCCGGCACCUAAUGCACAACAGAUGUGAGUGCCCUUCAAGACAUGCAGAGCUCUUUAAGUUCCCACUGAAGCUCCACAAAAAUAGAAAACAUUAAAGAUGACAAAAACACAGUGGUCCUGUGAGGCUCUUUUUUCGUCUAAAAAAGCAGCUCAGUGAGAAAGGAAAUGUUGCCUCUUUCAAGGCAAUGCGAAAAAGUUUCAUGAUUGACUAAUAAGAAGGCUAGUGUUUACAGGGUGGGGUUUGGUCUGGGGGAAUCUUUUCCCACAUAGAGGUCGGUUUGGGGCACUGUGAUCUCCAUUUCACCACUCACCUCGUCUCUCCCCGCAGCAUGCUGCCCCUCUCCAGUUGAAAUGGAGGGGGUCACUUUAAAAUUGGUAAAUUGUGUGUAGAAAAUAGUGCCGGGCUCCCAGCUGAGCCUCUAGUAUUGGUAUUCCAAAAUUGGCUCCUUCUCGCUGUUUUCUCAGAAACCCUGAAAAGUGUGGCCACAAGCCAGCUUCAAACUAUGCUGUUCUUUUAGAGUAGGAGGAGGGGGAGUUUCCCUUCGAUACUUUGAUUAAUUUUACAUGGAAAUAGUAUGCUCAUCUAUUCUCAUAUGAAAUAUUUUUGCAAGGAUUGAUCAAGUUUCAAAGUCAAAUAAUGUUUUUAGAAACAAAUGUAUGUAUUUUAACAAGAUUUCCAACAUGGGAAUAAAUAUGUUCUUGAUUAACUACAUGAGGAUGUGUUAAAUCACAGCUAGAAAAUCAAAAUAUUUGAAGUGGGCUGAAGGAUUGAUGACUUUUGAUGUGAGAGUGAAGUUUAUUUUGUAGAUUUGUUGCAUUUAACAGACAACGUUGUGCUGAUGGUGUACAGUCACUGCAGCAGAUUGACAUUUAUGGGCUUUCAUUAAUGUCAACUACGCAGACAUAAAAUGCACAAGUGUGGCUAUGUGUCUUGUUGUAUUAUGUCAGGCCAUAAUCCUAAAAUAAAUGUCAUGUUGGUGACAGGGUGAAUUUACUGUAUCGAAACUUAUAUCUUUUCCAAACCAUAUUUUUGUGGGUAUUCACACAAAAGACAUACAUGUUCAAUAACUAUUUCAAAGGAGUAAACUUUAAUGUUUAAUUUUUAAAAUAUGUGACAUUAAAUCAUAUCUAAAAGGGUGAAAAUUGGUAGAUGUCUAUGACCUCCUGACAGCUAAGAAACAUCUUUAUCAGUUCUUCUCUCAUCCGGUCACCAUGUCGGCACUCAGGUAAAAACUGCGCUGGCAUACAGCUGUCAGCGCUAAGGCUCGCCUCAGUCAGAUGUCAGCCAUGGGGAAGUGAUUUGCAGGGAUCACUCUGAGACGAUUGUGCUGCUAAAUGUUCCCUUAACCAGUUGGCCUAAUCUCUGUGAUGUUUUCCCACAAAAGCCAGGCAAAUUGAAUUUUGAGGCAUCUGCUGUCAGGCCUGAGCACAAUCAUGACUUUGUUUCACUGCAUGCAAAACAAAAUGUCUUUGCAUGAUUCGUGAAAAAUAAAAGAGGAAACUGUGGUGAAAUACAGAUUUAUAGAUUUAUGUCAAACUCUAAAUCAUGAGACAGACUCCAGACCCAACCGUUCCAGUGGGACAAAAGUAAAGUGGAGUAAAAGUUAAGUAAAGUCAACUUGUAUCGGGACAUAAGCAGCAGCUCAAACACUUUUCAUCAAACAUUGUUGGGCUUUGUCAACAGACAAUCGUAGAUAUUGUGAGUUAGAUUCAGUGAAAUACUUCACUACAGAUGACAGCCGGCUACAUUUUUGACCCUGGCACUGAGAAACACAAAGUCUGAACCAUGAAACUGCAACAGAUGUGUGCGUCCUACCUCAGAGACAGCGCUCAAGACUGCUCUUUUUGUCUUCUAUUGAGAUGUUAGUCCAGAAAGACACGGGGUAUUUAUUAUGUACCGUCAUGUCACAUUUAUACUGGAUGCAUGAAGUGAAACUAAAGCAGCUAAUGUUGUUUAGCUAACAGUAAACAUGUUGUUUAUUUUUCUGUUGUGGUCACCGUCUUUGUACGGCAGAUGAAGAGGAUUGUUUAAGACGAAGGUCAACAGAGAAAUGAUUGUUUUCAGAGCCGAGUGUGUCUGUUUGCUGCUUUCAAGGUGCAGACCUUACAGGUGUUUUAAAUGAGGCCUGAGCGUGACAGGAUUUCUACAAUUUGUCAUUCACACAGAUGAAUUGUCUCGUGUUUGCAGGCAGACACACUUGCGUACCGUUGUUUUUCCAUUCCUUAAGCUACAUUGUGUUACUCAGAUCAUACACAGUGCAUCAGAUGCUGGUGAUACAGCUUUUACUUUGUGCAUAAGAGUUGUUUUUUUCUGGAUUGCAGGCUUUAAAACUAAAACAGCAGGAGAAAGCUGCGUUGUCACAGUCUGGAAUAUUUGUCAUUGAUAAUCAUUAAAAAACACAAGCUAUCUUUUUUCUUUCUUUCUUGUGCAGUUUAAUCUGCUGUAGAUCAGGCAAAAAAGCCUUUUUUGCCCUGCAGAGAUUUUUACUGAUUGACAGCUGCUUGAAUGUAUAGCAAUCCUCAUUAAAUAUAUCACAUAUAGAUGAAAUUGAUUUAAAGGCAAAUUAUAAACAAUACAUUUUAGUCAAAUAAAGAGUGCACUCAAGAUUCUGGCAGAACAUCUUUGAUUCACAGAGAAAAUCAUUUAUUCACUUUAUUCAGUUUACUCAUAAUUCUACUUUUGCUUUACACAACAUUUUUCUGACGGCUACUUUUUGCAGCAACUUCUAUUGUGUAACUGUUCUUUAAACCCUAAUGAUGAAAAAAAUACAAUACUGAACAUUUAAAAGUUUGUCAGCUUUGACUUUUACUAAAUAUCAUGACUGAACUCCCUUUAUUUACAUUUUUUAAAGACUUAUUUUGGACAUUUUUAUUGGAGGUUUAAAAAAUAGUUUAAGAUAAGAUGUACCUUUAUUAGUCCCACAGGUGGGGAAAUUACAGCAGCAUAGAUACAAAUGCAAAAGAGAAAUUAAAAGAUAAAGAAACAUAUAAACAUGUGUACAGCAUAUACAGCAGUUUGAGUUGGGGAGCAGAAAAAUUGUUCAUAUAGCUCACAGUGUUUGACAGGAACUAAGGCAUACAGAACAAACUUCAUGUUUCUGUAUGAAACAUGAUUUAAGGUUAACAAUGUUAAACAGAGUCAGACACUUCUGACCAUCUGAGCUCACUCUUCUAAGUUCAUGACCUGUCCUGCAUGCUUAUCAACUUUGUCUCUGUUUUUAUAUUUCAUUUUUGCCAUCCAGGUUGUCUGUGACAUUGGUGUGACAGCUCCAGCUCGUACAUGUGUUUCCUCUGAAAGUGAUUAUCCGAACAUGAUGUAGUGGCUCUAAAAAGCACAAAUGUAGUACCAAUAAAUCUCAUCCAAAAUCAGACAAUCAGUUGAUCUGUGUUAGCGCUCAGGUUUGAAGUUGUUCCAUUUGGUGUUAAAUGGAAAGAUAUAGAGAUGUUACAUAUUUUUAGGGCACAGUGACUCCUGUCUGUUCAACCUUUUUCCCUUUAUGUUGUGUUUGUUUCUUUAAACGGACAUUUUGUUUUGAUCUUUGCGCACAAAUUAACUCAAACUGCAUUUACGCACUUCUUUUUCAACAUUUUAGCACACAUGAAAAAAAAAAGACCCAAGACCCCGUCCAUUAAUACUCUUGAAAAGUUUCUCUGAAGGUGUUUUUGUUUGUUUACAGCGCUGAGUAAAGUGUUCUGACUGCGACUAUCCAAAGACUAAACUGAUUAGAGAGUCAAACAUAAACAUGAUAAUAAAAUCAACAUGUGGCUGAGUCUUCCUCACUGAAGCAUCCUCUCUGUAUUCAGAGUCUCAUACCUAAACAGAACCUCGCAUGGCGUCAGUGCGGAUAGCCCGGGGUCAGGACACACAGUCAGGGACUUAAAUCAAAGCGGGGUAGUCAUCAUCAAAUUCUGUCAGUUACCUGGAUUUAACAAAACAAAGAGCCAUCCAAGCUCUUUGGAAAUCUGCUGGCUAAGCCUUUUUCUCUUUUCUUCCUCAUAAUAAUCCCCCCUGAUGGUUUGUUUGGGCUCAACCGGGGCUGAAGGGAAGCAGGGGGAAGGAGAAAGUGAGGAGGUAAAGUGGGGGUCUUUGAUGAUGACGAGAUUAGAUGUAGCCCGGCAGACUGUCUCCUUCUGCCUUUUGCUGCGAGCUCUACCUCUCUCUCACACACACCUAUAGACUGCACAUAUACACACAUAUAUGCAUACGUAGAGCUGCAUGCACAAGGCCACCCCCUUCCUCAUUGUUGAGGAAUUACUUGCUCUUUAGGGUCUUAAGUUACAAGAGCAAUUGAUCCCCCUGACCCCCUGCAAACCCUUGAGGUUGUGCUGGGAAUCUGAGCUCCAAUGUAUACACACAGGAGACAGCUCAAACCCCAAAGCAGCACUCUUGACACUCCGCGGCACCCCCACAACACACACACACACACACACACACACACACACACACACACACACACACACACACACACACACACACACACACAAACCUUCUGAUUGACUAUGUUCUUAUGCUGUGGGUUUAGCACAACCUGCUGGUGAAAUAGGUGCAGCACCACAGACAGAGUUUCCACACAACUAUGGUUUAAGCCUAAACAAAAGGCUAGAGCCUAACUGCAAGAAGAAAAUAAAGCUGGAGGCUCUUUAAGUAAACUUACAGCUUGUCAAAUAUAAACCAGAAAAGGAAAGUCUAUUGUAGUUUCAGAGUUUUAUGUCAUAAAAUGUUACUUCUCUACAGUGUACCAAGAGUUUCAGUAGACAAUCUGUGCAUUCAAGCCUUCUGUAUGUUACCAAAAUGAAACUCCACUGUUUUCAUGCUGCGUUCCAGUUACCUCAGAAGUCGGAUGUCGGAGCUGGGAACAACCUUACAAGAGUUAACAAGUCGGAAAACCAAGAUGGAGGCCUACAGUUACCCGUUGUUAGCUGUUAUUUAUAAUUGUCAGCUGUCGUAAGUUGUUGUUAGCGAUACCAGUUGUAAACAAUGUGUCACACAGUAUUUUAUUCGUACCAACACCAUAGCACCAUGUUCACAGUUAGACAUCGGGCAGUACAACAUAUGCCACUUAUUUAAUGUCACAAAAACAAAACCGAAGUGCUAAUAAAUAAUAUAUUACAAGAGCUUUCACUGUUUCCGAGUCUUUCCAAGUUGGAAAUCCGACUUCAGGGGGGCGUUCCAGAUGAAUUUCCGACUUGUAGCUCAGAAAUUUCGACUUCUGAGUACAACUGGAACGCAGCAUAACACCUUUGACCUUUACAUUGACCUUUCUCCAAUGUGUGAUAUUGGUGUACCAUUGUGCGAUUUUUCAGGGUGCGAUGAAAUCUCAUGAUAAUUCUAACUGAGGUGAAAAGCAGCCUCAGGAGAUCAGAACUCUCCUGGAUGAUAAAAGUAUGAGGCGAACACCUCAGCCUGAUUUCUGUUCUCAUUGUGAGAAUCUGAGGGUGCUUUUGCAGAACCCUGUUAUCCAAGGACAGUCCUCAUUUCUUCUUUUGUAACGGCCUCUAUGCAAUGUUACACUGGUGUGAUAGAUUAUGGACAUUAACGUGCACUGAGGACCAAAGGCUGGUGAUGGUUUGAUCGUCUGUGCAGGUCAAUGUCCACCUGCAAAAGCUUGUUCUGCAUGGUUCUAGUUAACCACACAACUGUAUCUCCAUUUUUCUAGACCAAAUUACUUCCAAAUAGUAUCACAGUGUAAGAAGACAUCUGUCAUCUGUGCUUGUUUAUAUCCAGAUAGUUUAGCAUUAUAGAAUUGAGGCUAGGGCUGGGACGAUAUGCUUUUCUCCCGAUUCAAUUCUUCUACGAUUUUUUGAUGCCGAUUCGAUUUAAAUUGCGAUUCUAUGAUAUUAUCGAUUUUCUCGAUCUUUAGCUUGCAUUUUUAACACCAGUGAAACAGUUUAAUGAUUAUGAUUGUCUACUGACUAUUCCAGGAACCGUAUUUCCCCCCAAAAUACACAUCACAUGUUAGUCAGUUUUCAAGAUUUAUUUGUAAAUUUGGUGGAAAAAAAAAAUCAAAUUUUGAACAAAAAAAUCGAUUUUAAAAUUGUAACACAAAAAAAUCGCAAUACUUAUGUGAAUCGAUUUUUUUCUCCCACCCCUAAUUGAGGCAGUAGACAAUAUCUAGGGCUACAACUGAGACACCACAUAUGAUCAGCAUUUUAGAUCACAGAGUAUUGAUUACCUGUCAAACUGAUAAGUAAUUCUAGGGACAACUUGAAUGGUUGACCAUGUUAGUCGACCAAAAGCACAUCUCCAGUCUUUAUUGUAAGAAGCUGUAUGCAUCAUUUAAUGUUUAAGUAAUGUCUUCUUGUGCUUUUUUUAUUAAUAGAUGACAUUGACAUUAAAUGUGGAUUAUUUUCAACAUUUGUAAAAGAGUUUUAAUUCUCUGCUUCCACCCAGAACAUUACAACAAGCAGCUUGUUCUUUAAAAAGUUUUGGUUUAUAUAUUUUGGAAAUCCUCAGUGAGUGACACAAGACAACAUUGAAGAUGUUUUAAGAGACUCUGAACCAAUGAAGGACAUUUUCUUCUCCUAUAAACCCCCUCCAACAAUUAACUCUUGACCCCAAAUAACCGUAUUAUUAGGAGGGUCAGCCAUAACCACCCCGCAGCUGAGUCAAACGUCAGUGAAAACCAAAGAGGGAGCUCUUGGUUUCAAACAAAUUGCUCUGCUCUGUUUAUCUUGACACCUUUCUGCAUUGAAAAACUUUUCAUUUUUCAGAAGUCAGCUCAAAUGAAACACCGCCUCAGGUCGCUGUGACGCUGAGCCUGAAUGUUUAGAGACAUUAUUAGACAGCUGGUGCCAGGUUACCCCUCACAGCCAAGGCAAUUUGAUAAUUGAGGUCGUUAGAGCGAGGACGCAGAAGGCCGAAGACAGCGUCGUUCUGCUGUCAAAAUAAUCUUCCACACUCUGAGGCGGCUGUCACAGUCACACUCAUUGUGUCAUUUUUCAAUCCUCAGCUUGUCUGGCCUCUGUCUUCUCAUGGAUCACACAGAGCCUGCUGUGUGUCUGUAUUCACACCCACGCUUACCCUGCCAACACAGCUCUGUGGACAGGGAAGCAAUUUGGUCUUUUUUAAUAUUUGACCGAAUUACACAAGCAAAUAUUGGAUUGAACUGAGUUUCCUCUGGUUUCCCGUUGCACACACACAGACACACUCAUGGACAUUUUCUGGGAGAUAAAUAGCAACACAUCAGGAAUUUAAAGCUUAUUAGAGAUGGCUCUGUAUGUAGACACUCAUGCUUUUAUUUAUGAGAGCUGUUUGACGGGGAAAUUGCAGGUUUGAUUUUUGCAUGUCUGUGACUUGAUGAAUCAUCCAAAGCAAAUAUUGAGCAUUCACAGAGAUAGAAGGACAUUGGUCGCCUGUCACAUCCAAUAAAUACAAAAUUAUAUAUUUGUCCUGGCUCUUUCCAAACGUAGUCUGAAGAAAAAGUUUUCCUGGAACACGUCUAUAAGAACUCUAAUUUAAGCCGUGUUGACAUGGUUGACAUAUUUAAAGCUGCAACUGAGGCGUGACAUUUCAAGAGACUCAUUGACAUGUAGGUAACGCAGUAAAGUAAUGCUUCUUGUCACUUUUCCUUGGCAGAUCUCAAACAUCACCAAGCUCAAAGACUUUCUGCUGCAACACAGGAAAGAUUACGUGAGUGUCGGAAGGUAAGCCCCUCUCAACUUGUCACAGUGAUACGCCACAACCAACAAAUCAGCAGCAGAGGUAAGGGAGAGAUGAAACUUUUGAUGAUGACGAAACUCCAAGAGUUUAGGUGUCAGGGAUAAUUGAUUUUACUUUCAAAUACAUUUCCAGUGUGUGAGUGUGAGUGUGCUGCAGGGGCCGUGUGCUGGCACGGGGUCAGCAGCGUGUAGGGUGGUCCAUAGCGGCAGGCUCCAGUCUAAUUGUCUGGAAUAAUUGAGCUGCAACCAAGUGAAGAGCAAAUCACGCCCUGGGACUAAUCCAGGCCUUCCUCCCCUCAAGGCCCCCUCUGUGUUUAGUAGGUGUGGGUGUGUGGAGCAGCCUCAUGGUUUGUUACGAUUGUUGAUAAAGUCUCUUCAGAACACAUUAGCUAAACAUUUAAAUGGGUGGGGUGCAGCCGUACUAAGCGGUGGGAAAAUCCAUCAUGAAGCUGCUUUAGCGUGGGUGCAAGUCUCCGUCAGUUCCUGACCGUUAGUUUUCUUAUCAGCUUCCUUUUUCCAUCAUGAAAUGUCGACUUUACCAAAAUAACUUUCAAAUCUUUGAAGAAGUCUGUAGAGGGAUAUCUUUCAGUUCAAGGAUUGUAAAGGACACAGUUUACAAAUGGCAUACCAAUGAAUGAGAAUAAUAUAAAAAAUUCUUUCUUUUUUCAUAAUUUAACCUGAAAAGGCAAACUUUUAUAUGUUUGUUUGGUAGGGACACGUAAAAUGAAACACUUCAAGCAUUAAUUUGUUUAAAUUUUGAUGAUUUUUUACAAGGAUGAUGUUAUUAUACUACUUCCAAACAUCAAUCAAAAAAAAGAUUUCAAAUAGAGAAAUGUCCAAUUUCUGAAAAGCACAAUCCAUUACACACUCAACACUUGGUUGGGGUUCUUCUGCAUCAAAAAGUUAGUUAGUUACUAGUUACCGAAACCAAGUUUGCCUUCAGCUCGCCUGUUUUAUGUUUGUCUUUUUCUGCCCAGGUUUUUCUCAUCUUCUUCUUGGCAAUUAUCCAACAGAUUCUUUACAGAGUUCAGGUCAGAAAAAUUGGCUGACUGAUGAAGCACACGAGUAUCAUGGUCAUCAAACCAUUUGGUAGUAAUUUUGGCACUGUUGGCAAGUGCUAAGUUCAGCUGGAGAAGGAAAAACAGUAUCUUCAUAAAGCUUUUCCGCAGAUGGAGGCAUGACGUGCUCCAAAAUCUCCUCCUAGACUUUAGGCUUGAAGUAGACUUUUCUGGACACGUCUGUGCGUGGCAGCUCAUUUUGCUCUGACUCCAGCCUCAGUCCACUCCUUGUGAAGCUCCCUCUAGUUCUUGAGUCAACUUUUCUUCACAGUCUCAAGGUUGCAGUCAUCCCUGUUGCUUGUGCAUCUUUUCCCAGCACACUUUUCCAAUCCAGUCAAAUUUCUGCUAAUAUGCCCCGGCACAACACUCGAUUAACAGCCGGCCUCUUCAGCAGUGACCUUAGCUGACUUCACCUCCCUGUGGAGGGAGUGGAUGAUUAUUUCUGAACACCUGCCAAGUCAGCGGUCUCCUCAUAUUUGUGGUUGUGUGUAUUGAAUUAGACUGAAAGAUACAUAGUUUGUUCUGUUUGAAUAUUAAUUUGACUUAAGGUCAUUACACACCCGGGCGAAUUUGAGAGGCAAAUAAUUCACUUUUUUUUAAACCUCAUAAAGUCAAUGCAAGCUUCUACACCGGCUACAAACUUCCACAGAGCGAAAAAGCGACCAUAAUUUUUCACCCCUGUUGCAAAUUUUGCAAACAUUUGUAGGCAAACUGGUGUAAAAAUCUAUAGCCUCAUAUAAACCUUACCUCAGACACGUGGCAAGCUGUCCUCUCUUUCUGCAAACGUGGAGUCAUCUGAUGGGGCAGUUCUUGAAAUUGUCCGAGGGACAUUCUGAAGUAUUGUUGUAAUUUCUCUGGAUAAAUUUAGGCUCCUGGAUCGUUGUGUGGAACUCCCCCGUCUCCUGUCGCAAGUUCAGUAUUGGAUGUACCCAGAUGUACCUUCUUUUUCUUUUUGUUAUUUAAUAGACUUACAACCAUGACCAGGUCAUCAUCACUUCAGGAUGUAGUCGCCAUUGUUUCUCCUUCUUCUCUCUCCCCCAUGUUCCCAUGGAAUAUUUUUUUCAGAUUAUGCAAAUUUUAUUCCCAUUGUACAAGGUUUGUAUAGCGAAAAGUAAUUUUCCCUAUACACAAAACCAAAAGCAUUUCGCGUCGCUUCGCUCAUUCGCUGGUGUGUAAUCACCUUUAAGCUCAAAAAGGAAUAUUCUUAGAUUUUGACAUUGUUUGGGCUGUUGGACACUUUUAGCAAAACUCAAUAAGGAAAGUGCUGAGUCUAGAGUGUAUUGAAAAAAAAUGUCUUUAAUAAUUGAUUUUUUUAAUUUUUUUUUACAAUAUUGUAAAUUUUUAGAUUUACCUACACUAUACCUACACUAUAUUAUACUGUGCUUUGUCUGCAUCUUAACUUAACUACAUUUUUUUAGCCACCACAAGUGUAAUAAUCCUCAAGGAACACUGUUUUCUCCUUUCAGGCGACAGUUGAUGAUUUUUACUAUCAUCAAACCUGCUACCAUUUCUUUUGUUUUGUCUAUCAGAUGUCAGAAAAAAAGGUCAGAAAUAUCCGUCACCAGAGCCAGAUGUAACAUUUCAAAAUAUUUUAUAAACUUGGGAGCCCAAAUAAAAAGAAUGUAUUUGUCAUCUUUGGUCAAAAAACUACUUGAAAAAAGACACAUUGACUAAAUAGUUGCUGUUUAAUUUUUUUUUCUCUCUUGAGUGUUUGAAUCUGCUUCCAUUUUAUGAUGUGUUGUUUAAAAUUAAAUACUUUAUCAGCAAUUAAGUUUGACAAACAAGGUGAUUCAAAACUGAAUUUACCAGUCCAAAUCCAUCAUCACCACGCUGUAGGGCAAUCCCUACCCACCCUGGUUUGUAGAUGAGAAGAGUUUCCAAGUCUCAGAAAUCCACUAGAGGGAGACAUCGAGCUUUAUUUACACACUGGACAGCGAGAAGACUCUGCUCUCACAGUAACAGCUGUUGCUGCCUCUGGUGUUUUGGAAAUUUUCAAUUCCUUUUCCACGACAGAGUUCAACAACAGAGUUCAAUAAAGGGUCUUGAAUCAAACAGCUGUCUUUGUGUAUUUUAUUAUAUUCUUGCAAGAUUGGGGAGAUAACACAGAGUAAGUAUUGUAAAACAGCUGUGAGGUACUCUCCCAGGCAGUCUCAGGCAUGCUCCUCUUUUAUCUAACACAGGGCAUCCUUAACUACGUCAAAUAUCAGAACAUUUAUUCAUUGGUUUACUCUUAAGCAUAUAAUUACAUACCAGUAUUAUUCCCAGCUCUGGAGAACUUCUUUAUCUACUUAUGCAUUCUUUCCCGAAACAGGGUGUCUGCAACAGGAGACAAAAGCAUCUCAUACCACAGUUCAUACAAGGACACUCAAUAUUUUUCCACUUCACUGGCAACUUUGUUCAAGUUUAAGUUGCAGUUUCACCCCAAAGGAAAGAAAUAAGCUCUGAUGACUUCAGAAACCAGAGGGCCUAUGUUUCUGCCAAGAGUCUACUCUACAUAACCUUAGAUAGAAAGACCUAAAUAUGAGGGAGCGCCUCUGUCUGUAUUUACACCCCUGACAGUAAAAGUGUGCUUGGUUUGAGUUGUAAUCAAACGCUGAGUAUAAGAAAAUGUUUCUUAUCUUGACCGAACUGUGAUUAUUUUUUCUUCACAGUCUCAUCUCAUCAGACCUAACUCGCAUGACGGACAAUGAGCGGGACCAGAUAGAUCAGGAUGCUCAGAUUUUCAUGAGGACGUGCUCUGAGGCAAUCAAGCAGCUGCGAAAUGAAGGUGUGUGUCAGGUGUAACAUGCUGAAGGGCAAAGGCUAAAUCUCUUAGAUUAGAAUUUUCAGACUCAAACAUAAAUGGGGGCCUCAGAGGAAAUUGGAUUUUUUGGUCAUUUUUUUGCACGUUAACGAGACUGAAGAAUUUGUCUUUAAUACAUAAAUGUUUACAGCGGACAAGCAAGUGACUUCAACACAGAUAAGGGAGCACAGGGGGGCCGUGCUGGACCUCAUUGAAAUGUAUCUUAAGGGUAAGUUCAUGCAGCUCAUUAUUUGCACAUUUACAUAUUCCUGCCUGAGUAUUUCUUCUAACUGCACUGCAUGGUCUCUUAAUUUGUAUUUGUGUUGUUUACAGGGGUGUGUAAGCUGUACUCUGAGCAGAGAGCGAUCAGAGUCAAGAGAAUGGUGGACAAGAAGAGGCUGUGAGUAUUUGAUAAAAUCAUGGCUCACAUUUCAGUAUCAUUUAAGGGUUUUUAAAGAUUUCUAAAGAAAAUUGUCUGAUUCCAUGGCCCUGCUCUCUGUGGUUUUAGGUCAAGACUAGCUCCAGAGCACCACCGUCAGGUGGAGAAGACACCAGAGGUGGAGCCCACGGAGGAGAAAACUGUCAAGGAGGAAAGUUCUGGUAAGUUAGUGAGUCUCCUAAGACGCUGGGUUUCAAGGACACUUAACGAAUUCUUUCAACUCUUUAUCAUUAUUUAGUAUCUCGUAUUUAAGCUGUCAUGUGCCCUUUUAGGUGUCUUUUUCCUUUAAAUUUGUGCAUGUCAGACUUAAAAGCUUUAUUGUACUGCAAUUAAAGUUGGUCUUUAUAACUUUCUAUUAUCUGCAACUAUCAUUACAUUUUCUUCAAGUGUUCAAAUGAAAGAAUAGUUAAUAUUUGUCAUUAUAUUUCACUCCUUACAAGUACAGAUCUUGAGAUAACAUGGUGAAGUUCUCCUACCUUGUCUCUCUCCCAUAUUUUUGAUCACCCGUUAACAUUUUUAAAAUUACUUGAUUACACAAAGGCAAUCACUGCGUGCACCAUCUGUUUCUUCCCCAUUUUCAGCAUAUUUGAUUACAUAGUUUAAUCAAAAGUGCUGCUAGGAAGUGCCACGGUUUAAUAUUUAUGAUUCAAUCAACAGAUGAUUCUUGAUUGUUUUUCAGACUUAAACAGGAUCAUUACAUUUACCAUGAAAAUGACUUUAUUACUUCUUAUUAUAAAUACAUUUAGCAUCUUUUAGGGCGGGGGUAUGGCUUUUAUCGGACAGAAGUUAAGCACAAAUCAGGAAGUUAAAAAGACGUGGGAAUCACAUUAAACCAAAAUUUCUGGUCAAAUCCAACAAGCAGCAAUGACAAAUGUUACAAACUUUAUUAUUACCUAAAUAAAUUCAGAGAAAAUUUCUUAAUAUUCUUUCUAGCACCUCCACAAACACUACAAUUUACCUAAAUGACUCCACUGGGUUACAUUAUUCCCUUUCAAUAAGAGAAUCAGCAGCUAAAUGAGGUUAUUAGAUACAGGAAAUUAAGUUACAGAAAAUAAGAUUUUGGAGAAAGAUGAAGACGUUUCAUGUUGCUGUUUUUUUUUUCUUUUAUUAGAGAAGAGUGUAACAGAGGUCCAGGACAACCCUAACCCAGUCAACCUGUGGGAGGAGAGCAGAGUGGAGGAUGAGCUCUCCCCCGAGGAGAUCCAGAUGGUAUGGCUCUUGGUAGACCUCUUAAAAUCUAAUAUAAGUAGAUGAUGAAGUGUAUCCAAACUGUUAUAUAACCAUUGUUAAUUUUCUUGCUUUAUUGCCAUGUGUCUGUUUAGUUUGAGCAGGAGAACCAGAGGUUGGUGAGCGAGAUGAACAGCCUGGUGGAUGAAGUCCGGUGAGUCACCCUGAAUAAACACAUUACUCUCUCUUUUCAUUAAGUCUGUUGUGCCCGGGGUUUUACCAGGAGAUGUCAUGUUGUCCGCAUGUCAGUGGCACAUAAAUGAAAAGUAUUUUUAGAGGAGCUCUGAAAAGUCUCGAUACACUCUGGUGUGAAUGGGUGACACUGUGUUGCAUCCUGCCAUUUAAUUUGAAAAAUGUCAGGAAAUCCCUGGUGAGAAAGACGGCGGUUAUGUAAGAAGAAACAAACCCUGUUUGCUCACAUGCCCACAAAGUCAGUGAAAUGCUCUCAGUGAAAUGCUUUGAACAGAUGUUUCUUUGGUGGAAAUUUGAAAAUAACAAAGCUGGAGAUUUCUCUGCAGACUAUUUUUGUUUACUUUUGUUCUCCUUCAGGCAAAUUGAAGGGAAGGUGGUGGAGAUUUCUCGGCUGCAGGAGAUCUUUUCUGAGAAAGUCCUUCAGCAGGUGAGCUGAUUUUUUUUUUUUUCAGUUUUGUUCACCUGUUUUAUUUAAUGCCCAGAGUUGAACACAGACGUGUUGUCUGCCCCACCUUUUAACAGGAGACAGAGAUAGACAAUAUUCAUCAGCUGGUGGUUGGCGCUACAGAAAAUGUCAAAGAAGGCAAUGAGGAUAUACGAGAGGUAACACACCUUGUAUUUACAAGUCAUACUUCCCAUAUUUAGUGAGAAAUCUGAUCAUUACAAUGUGUUUUUUCUUUUUUUCAUUUCCAUCUCAAGGCCAUUAAAAACAACGCCGGCUUCCGGGUUUGGAUCCUGUUUUUCCUCGUCAUGUGCUCCUUCUCUCUGCUCUUCCUGGACUGGUAUGACAGCUAACAGAGCUCGCCAGCAUGGACUGUAUAUAACAGCAAGGAAAAUCUCUGACUCUGGCACAUAAGAAGGGGUGUACAACACUGAGACUGGAUGUACAGUUUUACAUGCUGGACCUGAUGAAGAUUCUGGGUCCAGGAGGAGAGUAGCAGAUCAGCCUUUUGAUGCCUACUGUCUAUCUUCAGUAUUUAAAGCACUUCUUUGCCAUCAGGCUUUGUAUUGCUUGAAAUGUGUGUGCAUUUAGAUGGUCUGUCUUUCUCUACCACUGAUGAUAGUAAUGAUAACAGUGGUUAUAAGAAGUGAUAUUGGUUUGAAUGGCAGAGACAAAAACACCCUUAUGUCGGUUUAUUUAUGGAACAGAUGAGCAGAUACUGUGUAGACUGGCGUUUCACCGACUUUCUCAUGUACACUUUUUAGUGACAUUAUUAAUGUGUGUUCCUAAAUGACUGGUUAAUUAAACACUAGUGUCAAAUGUGAUGUUUUUUUUGUUGUGUCUAAGGCAACUGUAAGCAUCAGAGCAUUCUUUGUGUCAAUCAGAGUUUCACUGUACCCACACACCACUUAAACUCAAGUAAAAUGAAGCAUUGUCUCAGUGAAA
Xyrichtys novacula (pearly razorfish) is the source of this 19540-nucleotide messenger RNA. The record is from the annotation of a GenBank genome assembly. Lineage: Eukaryota; Metazoa; Chordata; Actinopteri; Labriformes; Labridae.